Messenger RNA from Mollisia scopiformis, 1445 nucleotides. RefSeq lists its product as uncharacterized. NCBI's taxonomy places the organism in Eukaryota, Fungi, Ascomycota, Leotiomycetes, Helotiales, Mollisiaceae. The coding region runs from base 117 to 1217 and encodes 366 amino acids. The transcript is spliced from 2 exons. The record is from RefSeq and is a predicted model, not a curated record.
CUCCCCUCCUCGACCUUCGCCAUACGUCGACGAACAGACACUGAAACGACGGAUGCCGCUCUGCGCACGGUAGUCGGGCUCGUCCGAACUUAUUUUCUCGACUGAGGUUUGGAAAGAUGGCUUUCAUUUUUACUAUGCGUUCGACGGGGAGCAGUAUGCAUCGCAGAGAUCCAGCGUCCGGUAGCUCUUUGCCUGCCAUUUCUGAGGAUAGUGCUUCGUUCUUGGAACCCAGAUCCGUGCCUGCAAUUCCUGAUCGCGCGAUUACGAGACCUUCGACGAGGAUAUGGGCAUUGGGUUCGCCCCCAGUCCACACGUUCGAGGAACCCCCGCCGUAUAAUCAGUUUGAUGGAGAGGGUGUACUGGGGCCGAGGGGCGAGAAGUUAUCAAAUGUGAGGAGAGGUGUCAAGGAGAACAAAUGGAUUGCAAAAAGAGGAGGGUGGAAGAGAUUGGCUUUGAUCGCAUUGAUUGUGAUAGCGUGCAUCGUGGGAUUGGCAGUUGGUCUGGCAGUUGGGCUGAAGCAUCACAGCAGUUCCAAAGAUACCAAUUCCGGCAAUAGCAGUAGUCCUUCAGGCGGAGCAUCAGGAACAGUUGGAGGCCCAGGAAAUCCGGCUUCAAACACCACGUUCCCCGCGGGCUCUUACAGAUUCGAUACCUUCCUCGAUACAGUUUCUACAGAUUGCACAAAUAACUCUGCAACCUGGCUCUGCUACCCCUACUCCACCUAUGCGCAAAAUGCUGGGGCCUCUGCCGCAACAUUCGAGUGGAUCAUCUACCCUGACAACAACUCCCCAAAUUACACCAUCUCCUCCACCGAUAACUACUUCUCCAUCGUCUUCAGCAACCUCACCCUCUCCCUCAUGAAUUCCGGUGCCAGCGACGAGCACUACUUCUUCCAAACCAUGAUGUCGAAACCCACAAAGCCUGCCGUGCAACUAGGGAGCCAGAACGUCGCCAGUACAUGCUAUUUCAACCAAACCACAUUCCAGGCAUAUCUAUACACCAAGAUGCCAAAAUCAUAUCCUCCCAGCACCACGAAUACCACAGAUCCCAGUGGGGCAUUUAUUGAGUGGCCAUAUGCGGUAAAGGUCGAGCAGGUCGCGGGUGCGGGACCGAAUGUCCCGACUUGUGUGGGCCCUUCUGGACAAGUACUGGGCGAUUUUAGUGUUGCCGACGAAACGCAGCUUUGUGAUUGUUUGUAUCUGAAUACGGGGACUUGAUACUCUGAUCUGCUAUUUGGUGGUUCUUCUCGGGUUUAGCGUGGGUUGGCGCUGGGUGUGCAUUCUAGGAAUAAUUUUCAAAUUAAUGUCGACACGGCUGAGUGUGUAUCGGAUAGGGAGGAGUGUAUAUAGGAUUGCGGUGUCUGUGUAGUGUAAUGUAUAGCAUUAACGUUCACACCAUCGAGAUCUGUAUUUGUCUAUUCUCCACCGCAACUCUCAUAUGAGAUG